Aspergillus fumigatus Af293 is the source of this 930-nucleotide messenger RNA. Its product is annotated as lactate dehydrogenase. Gene Ontology annotation, molecular function: oxidoreductase activity, acting on the CH-OH group of donors, NAD or NADP as acceptor. The record is from RefSeq and is a predicted model, not a curated record. Gene Ontology annotation, biological process: carboxylic acid metabolic process. Lineage: Eukaryota; Fungi; Ascomycota; Eurotiomycetes; Eurotiales; Aspergillaceae.
AUGCUCUCCACUGAUGGGCCUCGCAUUGGCAUUAUCGGUGUAGGCCAGGUCGGCGCUGCAGCCGCCAACGCGCUGAUUAUGAACUCAGUUGCGCGCGAACUCAUCCUGGUCGAUAUCAAAACUGAGCUCCGAAAUGCCCAAGUCCAAGAACUCUCCGACGUCAGCCGAAUGAGCGGACGCGCAGAAACGCGUGUCCGAGCAGGGACAUAUCACGAGGCCGGACAGUGCGACAUUAUUCUCAUCACUGCUGGUUCCAAGUUCUCUGUCGGAGAAACCAGCGUGCAACACAUGUACCGCAACCUGGGGAUUGUCCGGAGCGUGAUCCAAGCGAUGCGCCCCUUCCGAUCCGAUGCCAUACUCAUCGUCGUGUCGAAUCCUGUCGAUCUGCUGACCACACUCGCGCAGCAGCUCUCCGGUCUGCCUCGCUCGCAAGUCAUGGGGUCUGGUACCCUUCUUGACUCGGUUCGGCUGCGUGGGCUCUUGGCCAAUAAAGUUGGAGUCGCCGCGGACGCCAUUGAUAUCUAUGUCCUUGGCGUACAGGGUCUCGACGAGAUUGUGGCCUGGUCAACCGCCAGUGUGCAUGGCCUGCCACUGGCCUCCGCUGUGCCAGGGAAUACGUUCGAGCCUGUGCAGCUCACCCAUGAGUGUAAGCAGAUCUCUCAGGCCAUUAUCAAGGCCAAGGGGGCAAUGCCCCUUGGAAUUGGCGCUAUCAUCUCCAUGAUCUGUUUAUCUAUCCUCGGUGACCAGCGGCAUGUCCUCCCCAUCAGCCAUUUUCAAGAGGAGUUUGGCUGUUGUUUCAGUUUGCCAGUGGUCUUGGGACGGAAGGGAAUUCUCAGAACGAUUUCUAUGCCUGUCAAUGGGGAGGAGUGGGAUGGAAUCGUCAAGUCAGCCGCAGCCUUGAAUGAGACAAUUGAGCAUGUGAAUGAGUGA